Molecule: messenger RNA, 2383 nt
Organism: Elgaria multicarinata webbii
Lineage: Eukaryota; Metazoa; Chordata; Lepidosauria; Squamata; Anguidae
Gene: SUV39H1
Product: SUV39H1 histone lysine methyltransferase
Exons: 6
Coding region: 67-1311 (414 amino acids)
Cellular component (GO): nucleus
Molecular function (GO): zinc ion binding; histone H3K9 methyltransferase activity; protein binding
Source: RefSeq, a predicted model, not a curated record
CUCUCCCGUGAGAUGAAAACUUUCAGGCGGCCUUAGUGGCUGGAGGGAAAUAAAAAAAAGCUCAAGAUGGCGGAAAAUUUAAAAGCCUGCUCUGUUUGUUGCAAGGCAUCUUGGUCUCAGCUCCAAGAUCAGUGCCGUUUGGAGAAGGUGUGCUGCCCAGCCUUAGGCAUUACAAGAAAAAACCUCUGUGAUUUUGAAGUGGAGUAUCUGUGUGACUACAAGAAAGUCCGGGAUGAGGAAUACUACCUGGUGAAGUGGCGGGGUUAUCCCGAUUCACAGAACACCUGGGAGCCCAGAAAGAACCUGCGCUGUAUCAGUAUACUCAAACAGUUCCACCGGGACCUAGAGCAGGCAUUGAUCUGGCGAGGAUGCAAGCUCAGAAAAAAUAUGCGUUUGCUUGACCAAGGCGUCUCCAACUACCUAGUGCAGAAGGCCAAACAGCGGCGGGCUUUGCGGCAUUGGGAGUAUGAGCUCAAUGCCAAGCGCAACCACAAGGGAUGCAUUGUGGUAGAGAAUGAGGUGGACUUGGAUGGGCCUCCCCGGGACUUUGUCUACAUUAAUGAGUACAAGGUUGGGGAGGGCAUCACUCUCAACCAGGUGGCUGUGGGCUGUGAGUGCUUGGACUGUCUGUCGGAAGCAGCUGGAGGUUGCUGUCCUGGCGCCUCCCACCAUAAAUUUGCCUAUAAUGAGCUGGGCCAAGUGAAGAUCAAGGCUGGCAUGCCCAUCUACGAGUGCAAUUCUCGCUGCAGCUGUGGGAUUGACUGCCCCAACCGAGUGGUGCAGAAAGGCAUUCGUUACGACCUCUGCAUUUUCCGGACAGACAAUGGGCGUGGCUGGGGUGUGCGUACACUGGAGAAGAUCCGCAAGAACAGCUUUGUCAUGGAGUAUGUGGGAGAGAUCAUCACAUCGGAGGAAGCUGAACGACGGGGUCAGAUCUAUGAUCGGCAGGGUGCUACUUACCUCUUUGACCUGGACUAUGUAGAGGAUGUAUACACAGUGGAUGCUGCUUACUAUGGCAACAUUUCACACUUUGUCAACCACAGUUGUAACCCAAACCUACAGGUGUACAAUGUCUUCAUUGAGAAUUUGGAUGAGCGGCUGCCACGCAUUGCCUUCUUUGCUACUCGGCCUAUCCGUGCUGGUGAGGAACUCACUUUUGACUACAACAUGCAAGUGGACCCAGUAAAUGCAGAAAGCACAAGGAUGGACUCUAAUUUUGGCCUAGUGGGAGGCCUGGCUGGCUCACCGAAGAAGCGGAUGCGAAUUGAAUGUAAAUGUGGCACAGAGUCCUGCCGGAAAUACCUCUUCUAGUUCCUCACUAGUUUUGCUUGGGAAGAUGUCUGGUCAGGCUUGAAUUGGAAGCCAAGGACAAGUUGGCAGUUGCUGAAUGAUUGCAGUCAGAGGGUAAGAGUCAGGAACUUACCUGCUUGAAAAGCAAACUACCAGGACUAUGAACUGCAACAUUUCCUAUGCUACCCAGCCCCACUUAGUUGCUUCUCACUGCCAAAUUCUUAUGGCAGCCGGUGGGGGGACUCUUUGGUAGGCAGGAAGGUGGUUUGACAUCAAACUUGCUGCUGAGAAGCUAGCUGAAAAGACCACAGCAUGGAACAGAACUCCCAUCUUAAGUCUGUGCAUGUCUUAUCAGAACCUCAGUUCCAGCUUCUUCGUAUUUUAAAGGCUUGCUUGCAAGUGCAGUGAGGCGGAGAACACUGGGUAAUUUCUUUUCGUCAGUGUGUGGUUUUCUAAGGGAUAGAAGUCUUGCUUUUUAAUAAGAAGCAUUUCUUAGCUUCUUUAUGGAUAGGUGGGAAAACACAGUCAUUUGUUGUUGGGUUUCUUUAAUGGAUUUGCCUGUACACAGACUCUGUGUAUUACCUCAAUGUGCCAUAUGACUGCUGUCCAUCUCUACAUAUUCAUCAAACCUCCUCUCAGUGAGGGUGGGAGAGAGGCCCAUGUAAUCUGUACUUGAAAUCGCACUUAAUACUCAUCAUGGAGUGAAGCCCUAUGCAAACUGAAAAGCCACAUCACCUCUUUUAACAAGUACGUUUUAAAAAAGAAAUGUUUUUUAAAAUAUAUUUUUAGAAAUGGGUUGGGGCAAAGAAGCUAGCUUCUGGAAAUAGCUGUAUUUUGGAAGCUAUUAUGAAGUUUUUGAAUUAUGACUGAUAAACUGAAUUAGAUGGUUGGAUUCCUUAUUUUGUUUGUGGCAUCUUAUACUUUUUACUUUAAAAACAAAAAAUCUCAGCUGACUUCAGUGAUGUAGAGAAUAGGAAUUAGAAACCACUUUAGUGUUACAAACUUGGCCAAACAAGUCAUACCAGAUCUCCAGAUCCAUUUACUUAUGGAUUCCUGCAGUAACCCUUAGAACUACAGAAAGGGAUUUAGUAGU